AAUUUCGCGAAUGCAGUCUGUAUUUAAAGUAUGAACAACAGCUGUGAUCGCUUUGCGCAGUCAAAAAAUAUGCGACACGAUGCGUCCAGUACAGCACAUAUAGUGCAGCUGCACAGCUAGCUGUCUGCGUCUGACGUUUCGCAUUCAUCUACAAAAGAAGUACUGGACCAGGAUUUAAGAGUUUUUCACGACUCAGAAACAAACAGCAUGUUGUAAAGAAAGCCUCUGAUGCAUGGAAAUGACCUUGUGAUGCAGCUGUGUGUCUGACUGAUUUUGACCAUUUUUGCUGUUUUGGACUCGAGCCAAGCAACAUGGGAAGAAACAUGUGAGGUCAACCAAGAAACUCGAGGCGCAUUGCCGAAGCUGGGGGUCGUGAAAAUGGACACGGCAGAACUUGAAGAGGAAAAGUACAGUGAACCAAAAAUUAAAGGGGUUAUCAAAAUCCAAGCUGAGGAGCGAGUGAGGAAGACCUCGUCAGACCUGCGCAGAGAGAUCAUUGACUUGGGCAGCAUCCAUAACUUCACCGAGCUGCGGAAGAUGAGGAAGAACCGGAAGAAGAAAGAAGCGCCUGCUCCUGAGAUGGAGCCUGAGGAGAUUACAGGACCCAUUGAUGUCCCAAAAUUCCUGAAAGCAGCUGUCAAAGGGAAAAUAAAAAUCAUUGAGAAGUUCCUUGAGGACGGUGGCAACCCAGAUUCAUGUGAUGAGUUUAAAAGGACAGCCUUGCAAUGGUCAUCUCUCAAGGGUCACACUGAAAUCGUUCAGAAACUCUUGGACAAAGGCGCCAAUGCCAACUUCAGAGACAGGCUGGACUGCACUGCUGUGCACUGGGCUUGUCGAGGUGGUCGGCUGGAUGCCCUCAAGUCUCUGCAGAACAGUGGAGCUGACCUCAAUGUGAAGGACAAGCUCAUGAGCAGUCCACUGCAUGUGGCCACCAGGACUGGCCGUUACGACGUUGUGGAGCAUCUGAUAGCCAGCGGGAUUAAUGUCAACGCCAAGGACAGGGAAGGCGAUACCGCUCUGCAUGAUGCAGUCCGUCUAAACCGAUACAAAAUCGUCAAACUGCUCAUCAUCCACGGAGCCAACAUGAUGGCCAAGAAUGCGGUGAGUGAGAGAAAGCAAGACCCAGAGUGCCAGCUAGUGGAUGCAUACGGAUGGGAAGACCCCCACAGAGCUGGUGAAGCAGUGGCAAUUUGACACCAAGGAUGUGCUGGAGGGACUGGUUCAGAGCAAAGACUCUGAGGCAGAGAAACAGGCCUAGAGAGGGUGUAGAGGAGAGAUUAAUAAGGGGAAGAUGAGGGCUGAGAAACCCAAAGGAGAACUAUGUCCAAUAGUUGGCUGGUGGUGUAUUUCAGCCCCCCAUACUGGGUAUUGAUGAUUGUUAACUUCAGUUGUGAGAGCUGUGAUACAUGCAGUAUAUUCAUUCCCCAAUCCAUUAACAAUGUGUGUG
This is a messenger RNA of Acipenser ruthenus (sterlet), 1447 nucleotides long. Its product is annotated as ankyrin repeat domain-containing protein 2. Lineage: Eukaryota; Metazoa; Chordata; Actinopteri; Acipenseriformes; Acipenseridae. The coding region runs from base 379 to 1194 and encodes 271 amino acids. Gene Ontology annotation, biological process: regulation of transcription by RNA polymerase II. The transcript is spliced from 10 exons. Gene Ontology annotation, molecular function: RNA polymerase II-specific DNA-binding transcription factor binding. The record is from RefSeq and is a predicted model, not a curated record. Gene Ontology annotation, cellular component: nucleus.